AUGGAGGAGGGGCAAGGAGUGGACUUGCAGAAGUUUCUUUAUAAGGUUCAAAGGCCCAGAUAUGUUCAUUUGAUGUUGCCUGCAAAUCAUGGUGAAUCAAGUUUCGAAAACUUGGAGAAAAAUGCAUGCAUUCCCAACCAUAGAUUCUUCUGA
Molecule: messenger RNA, 153 nt
Organism: Sphenostylis stenocarpa
Lineage: Eukaryota; Viridiplantae; Streptophyta; Magnoliopsida; Fabales; Fabaceae
Source: the annotation of a GenBank genome assembly